GCGGAUAAGAGCAGCAGCGGCGGCGACGGCGCUCCAGAGGCGCGCGCGCCCCGUCGGAGCUGGUCUGUGCGCUGGUUCAGCCGCGGGCGACAGGGGAGAGGUGCCGGCACUUGGGGACUCUCGCGCUGCUCCACUGCAGGGGUGCAGGAUGUCGCCUCUGUCGCGGCGGUGGCCGCUGCUGCUGCUCGUCUCCGCUGUCGCCGCCUACAUCAGCCCGACGCCGGAGCCGCCCGGCGCCGUGCUCUACGAUCGCUCGUGGCCGUACCCGGCCUCUGGCGGCGAUAGCUGGCCGCCGAACCCCUGGGGUCGGCGCCUCUGGCGGCGGGCCGCGGGGGCCGGAGCGGCGCCGCGCCCCGCGUACCGCGGCGCUGUGGGACAGCCACACUGGAUGCCGCCCCAGUUCUUGCAAGGCGCGGACGCGGAGCGUGGGUUACAGCGGGUCCUGUCGAGGCAGCGCAGGAAGCACGGCCGCCCUCAGCGCUGGAACAUUGCGCGCCUGUGCGAGGAGCGCGGCGAAUGCACGUGUUACAGCCAGAAGACGCGCGCCACCUACUGCUGCGACUGCGAGUGGGGCUCCUGCUUCCCCGGACAGGCUGGGGUUGCGCUGGAGGGCGGCCAGCUCCGGCGCAUGGACCGGCUGGCGGCCGGUGACCGCGUGCUGACAGUGACCUCCGGCGGCGAGCUGACGCCGACCACAGUGCUUGGCUUCCUGGACCGGCGACCCCAAGCCACCGGCGAGUACCUGCACCUUCAGCUGGCCAGCGGGCACCAGUUGCGGCUCUCGGCCAAUCACGUCACGUUCACGCGAAGCGGGGGUGGCGUCUACGCCAGCCAGGUGCAACCUGGUGACGAGCUGCUCGUCGCCGCCGCCAACAGCACCAGCUACAGCCCGGUAGUCAGCGUCCAGUACUCCAUCAUGAAGGGAGCGUUCGUGCCUCUGACGGAACACGGCACUCUGCUAGUGGACGGUGUCUGGGCCUCCAACUACGCCUCGUUCCCGCACGCGCUGAGCCACGCGCUGACAACGCCGUUCCGUCUCUGGCCGGCGCUGUUGUCCGAGAGGUUCGUCGUCGCCGACAAGAACGUGCUGGUGGAUGGCCUGAAGCGGCUCGGUCGGCUGACGCUGGGGGCGUACAGCGGCGGGGUGCUCCGUUUGGUCUCGCCCUGAGCACCAGUCGGCGGCGCCGCGCGGAGGGGUACGCCGCGGCUCGGUUGUCUGACGUUGGGGGCCUACGGCGGCGGGGUGCUCCGUCUGGUCUCGCCCUGAUCACCAGUCGGCGGCGCCGCGCGGAGGGGUGCGCCGCGUGGAGGUCGCUCUUAGCGCACCAGGGGGAGGAGAUCAUCCAGUGUGGUGGGUUAUAGCCACGUGCGGGUACAGAAUCAGGGCGGGCUUUACUACGCUUGCAUUGAUUUUAUUUGGGUAAUGUAAUAUGUUUUGAGCCGUAGUUUUCCGAUUUUGUGGUGGAUCUCAGUACAUUUGCACUGACAAGCGUGAGCCAGAUGCCGUUGCCAGAUUGCUUGCACGUUCUUGAUAUAUUACUUUUUAAAAAAUGUGUUUGCAUUGCUUUGUAGUGGUGUGUAGCUUUAGUAUGGUGCAUUGUUACGAUAAGUAAAGCUCCUGUUUUAUGCGUUUUAUUUCAGUCACUGCGUGUCGUCUGAACGUUUAUCUUAUUGCAACUCUUCGAAAACAUUAGACGCCCAUUUUGCUUAAUUUGUCGUCACCUACAACAGCAUAUCAUAUGUAAGGCUAAUCGACAGCGGUUGUGUGGAGCGGCGAUCAAUCCAACAGUCCAGCUCACCGCGGCGUAAAAGCUACGCUUAGGCGAUCUCUACUAUGUGAUUUGCAGCGACUGGCGGCAGCCAGAAAAUGUGAAUGUUGCAAACAGUUAUCUCGCGUUUGUUGUAUUUACACACAUAUGGCUCUUUCAAAAGACAAUAAAAUACAAUAACAAUAUGAUUAGUCUAUAAGACUGGGAACCCCAGAAGGUAGCGCCAGGGAAUGCUUUGAUUAACGGUUCGAGCAGGCUGUUCGCCGAUCCAAGCAGCGUCGUGUCUGAAUCAUCCUCUGAACUUCCCCACUCUUCCAGUUCCACCAGUGUCUCAGGCAUACCGUAGCUCUCUCGCGUUAUCCCUCAGUCCCCUCAGGUCCUGGCCGGUUUGUACC
This is a messenger RNA of Pollicipes pollicipes, 2164 nucleotides long. RefSeq names its product desert hedgehog protein B. The transcript has 5 exons. The record is from RefSeq and is a predicted model, not a curated record. NCBI's taxonomy places the organism in Eukaryota, Metazoa, Arthropoda, Thecostraca, Pollicipedomorpha, Pollicipedidae. Gene Ontology annotation, molecular function: patched binding; calcium ion binding. Gene Ontology annotation, biological process: regulation of gene expression; multicellular organism development; protein autoprocessing. Bases 149 to 1168 code for a protein of 339 amino acids.